UGUAAUGAAUGGGAGUAGCAGUAGAAGGAUCUUUGGAUCUGAUAAUCAGGAAGGGCCUAAAGGGUAGCGUGAUUGGGACUGUUUACAAUGAUUUACCUGCGAGUAAAAUAUUCUGAAUGAGAGUCGUUUCUGAUAUUUUAGAUAGACAAGCAAAAGUCAAGACACACAUGGCAGUAGACGCGCGGAUGGAGCUGGGAGUCCCGUGAUAAAUAAAAUAUUAAGAUCAGAGUCUAAAUCAAUCGUUAUCAAAUGUGUGAUUCUGAUUGUCUUAGUCAAACAAAAAUUUUUUUUCUUUCAGCGCUAUAGAUGUGAGAGGCUAACGGAUCGUUUGACCCUCUCCAUUGACGAAUGAUUCCUACUGAAAGCACACGAGCCACAGUUCUUCGGGUAACACGCGUAGACGCAAGACUGUGCGUCAUUCGUUUAGAAGUAGCUGAAGGGAAUAUAUUCAGGAUUAUAGUGAGAAACAGAUCUAUUAGGUAAUGCGUUGAUUAAAGUGUAUAGAUAAAAGCACAUUCCACAGUAAUAUCAAUGUGAUGUGGUAUUUUGUUAAUUGCAUUGUUCUUUAACUGAUGAGUUGAAGUUAUUGGAGUGUUGAAGGGAAUUCAUUGAUGUGCACGACAACAGUGAAUUGUUGCCAAGAUUAUUUUAUUUUCGAUUGAGUAUGGUAGCUGGCGACGUACAAAACGGACUUAGCAUCAUACAAUUGACUGAUCAUUUUCGGGAAAAUGAAUUCGAGGGUAGGAAGGAGACAAAAAAUACGCCACCUGCAGAGCUUGAAGAUGCACUCACUGCCACAGGUUUUGGAUUCUACAAUAUUCUCACCGUAUUGGCAGCUAUUCCAGUGGCCUGGGCCGGAGCUUUUGACAUAACAUCUAUGGCAUUCAUCCUUGCAUCGGCGGAAUGUGACCUGGAGUUAACAUUUGUCAAGAAGGGAGCACUCGUUUCCUCCGUUUAUUUCGGAAUGAUGAUGAGUUCAUUUUUCUGGAGCUUCGCAACAGAUCGCCUUAGUCGUAAACCUCUGAUGCUCCUGGGCCUGAUCAUCGAUGCCCUCUGCAAUAUUUUGUGCUGCAUCGUUGAAUCUUAUUACAUAAUGCUUCUUCUGAAGUUCAUCACUGGCACCAUAGUUAGCGGCCCAUUUACGCUUUUAAUACCAUACGUUAAUGAGUUCCAACCCGUUAAUUAUCGUCAGAAUUUUACCACGUGGUCUGGACUCGUCUUCAACGCCGGACUCAUUAUUCCGGCAAUACUGGCUUUUAAUAUCACGCCUCAACGAUGGUCAUUUGUGCUGCUUGAUCACGAAUAUACCGCAUGGAGGAUAUUCCUAAUGACAUGCACCCUGCCAUCAAUCAUUGGUAUUGUAACAAUGAGUCUCUUCUCUGAAAGCCCCAAACGACUGAUCGAGACUGAACACGUCACCAAGGUGCUCAGUUUACUCAGAAGGAUGUACGUUAUCAACAAUUUCAAAUCACCUGACACAUACCCGAUAAAGAGCCUACAGUCAAUAAGGUCAUGCAUUCGGGAGAUUCCUAAGACGAAUGUAGAUAGGAUUAAAGGAACGUGGAGUGAUAUAAAGGAGCUGUGUAAUAAAAAAUACUGGAAGCCUUUUUUUAUUAUUAACUUUCUGCAGUUUGGCAGUAUAUUGGGGUUCAACAUAAUGAGACUCUGGGUACCACAUAUGUUUAUGAUUAUCAAUAAUUUUGAUCCCACCAUGUGGGAUUGGUCAGCUGGUAAUCCAACUAUGUGUGAUUACUUGUCGAGGGCUGUAAUCCCUGAAGGUCCAACCAACGACACACUUUAUGCAAAUAACUGUGCUCAGUGGCGAAUCAACCCCAUCAUCUACGUCAGGUCAACUAUAAUAGCAUUUUCGACUGUUGUUUUUGCGUUUCUAUUCGCUCAAUUAUACACAACGAGACUUAGAAAACGAAUUGCAAUGACAUUCUGUUAUGUUGUUGCUAUAAUCAGCAGUUUCAUAGCAAAUUGGGUCCAACUUGUCCCUAUAAUGCUGGUCCUGUCGUCGUCCAUUGUUGUUACUGGCCGUAUAACGGGUAACAUAGUUAUCGCUAUUAACACCACUACUAUUCCACUACCAUUAAGGACAACUGCUGUUAGCUUUAUUAACAAUACGGGAAAUCUAGCGACUAUUGUUGGUAAUUUGAUUUUUAGCUGUUUACUUGGAUUCCAUUGUUACAGUGCCUUUGUCGGAAUCGGAUGUAUUUUAUUACUUUGUCUGGUGCUGUCAUUUUUCACGCUAACACUGCCAAAAGAUAGAAUGGACACCAAGAUGUGAUGAAUGCUCACGAUAUCAAGAGACUUACCUCAUUGACAAGGAACAUCGCUCAUAGAUUUCAGCCAAAUGCUGCUGGGUCAGAGGGAAACUACCGGAAGUUCAAUGAAGGAACAUGAGCAAUCCUUUAAUAUGAGAAUUCCGUAGUUCAUGCAGGAGUCUUCGAGUGCCAUAAUGAAAAUCGACAAUUCAGUUUCCACUUCAUAAGUUUUUAUCAAACCAGAGGAAAUAAAAGUUAUUUUAAUCGACCCGUUUUUACGCAUGACUAUGUUUUCCAGGAAGAAAGCAUUCAAAAAUAUUUCAAAGACAGUCCUCCAUAGUUAUUCAUUAUUGAUAAUUUUUCUGAUUCUGAAAAUAACAUUCAAUUACGUAUGAGCAGUCUUACGCUUCUGUCUUGCAGUUUUUUUUCAGCUGAAAUUUCGCGCUCGUUUCAAUGAAAUCAUUUUCAUGAAUCUCAGAAAAUUGAAAGUUACAAAUACACUCAGUGAAACCAUUGACGGUAAUUUUAAUUUCUGUUUUUCUUUAUUUGCAAGCCAGACUACUCUUAUUGAAGUCUCCAAUUUUGAGAUUAAAAAAAAAUGCCCAUUCUCGAUUUUUUUUUAUUAAAAAAAAAUGAAAUUCAACGAGAAACUGAAGAGCACACAGUAGCAAUUCUAUACACCGUAAAAUUAUUCUUCUUCCUUUCCCCUUUUUCUUUAUUUUUGAAUAUAAAAAAUUAUGUGUUGCGGGGAUUAACGAAAAUCACUGGGUCGGUGACUUGACAACUUCCACAAAAAAAAUAAUUUCAGAUCAAAUAUUUGCAAUCAGUAAAAAUUCCUCAAUGAAUAUCGUACAAAGUUUUAUUUGUAAAAAAUUUUAAUGAUAACUUUCCACAUUUUAGUCUCAUUCCAUUUUUAUUUAUAAAAUUGUAAUCAACUUUUCUCUUCUGGCAGUUGAAUCGUUUAUACUGCAGUAUUAAAACAUUGGUACUAACUUAUGUGCUUAACAUUUGUUACUUAACAGUUAGGAAAUGAGAUUCUGCGGAAGCUGAAUGAAAUCACUGUAAUAUUUCAUCAUUCCAAAUAAUAAAUUAUCUACAACAA
Molecule: messenger RNA, 3369 nt
Organism: Diachasmimorpha longicaudata
Lineage: Eukaryota; Metazoa; Arthropoda; Insecta; Hymenoptera; Braconidae
Product: synaptic vesicle glycoprotein 2B-like
Exons: 13
Coding region: 665-2290 (541 amino acids)
Biological process (GO): transmembrane transport
Cellular component (GO): membrane
Molecular function (GO): transmembrane transporter activity
Source: RefSeq, a predicted model, not a curated record